Pomacea canaliculata is the source of this 1817-nucleotide messenger RNA. RefSeq lists its product as uncharacterized. The transcript is spliced from 13 exons. NCBI's taxonomy places the organism in Eukaryota, Metazoa, Mollusca, Gastropoda, Architaenioglossa, Ampullariidae. The record is from RefSeq and is a predicted model, not a curated record. The coding region runs from base 102 to 1592 and encodes 496 amino acids.
GUCGUUGUGUCCUAUGGUGAAUCGUCCUCCAACGCCACUGCGUAGUACAGUUCAUCCGGGGCUCUCUCAACGCAGAGAUCAAUUGCAUUGUGAACUGUGGGAUGAAGGUUGCAGUGUCAUCCAAGUUGGUUCUGAAUGUAACCUGCGAUCGCUGUAUACAAGUAGAUGUAUUGGCAGUCCAGUAUCUUUGGAAGGUUUUCAAGGUUAUCAAUUCGACCAGCGGAACUAAAGUCGAGAUCUCGGACAUAAUUAUGUUUGAGAAGAAAGACAUAAGCAGUGGAAGAGGGGCGGUGAUCAAGGAGAAUGUGCUGGAAGGCUGUCAGACUUACCGGGUGGAGGUCAACGUGACACUGCUGGCUGACAACUCCAAUGGCUUUGCCGCCAAGGAGUUCAGGACAAACUGUCCACCCUGGGGUGGCAACUGCACGGUAUUUCCGCUUGAAGGCAAUGUUAUGAUGGACUCUUUCUCGAUGUGGUGCACUGGCUGGAAGGACGAGGGCUUUUCUGAGGACGCCAACACUACAAGUGAUGUCAACGAAAAAUCGCUACUUUUGGCGCCUUUGAUUUACAAGUUUUUGCUGAGAAAAAAUGACACCGUUUUCCCCAUCGCUCAAGGAGGGGAAAGCAAAAUGCCUCGAGGAAUGCUGCCAAUUUUUAGUGGAGCAAAUGAUUCUGUGUACGAGCUGGUGGCUCGUAUUUAUGAUCCAUGGAAUGACUUCGUUGAAGUUUCCCAGCCUAUUAACCUUUACUUCGACGAUAGCAAUGCAAGUUUACAAACUACUUUGACAUUUUGGGAUGGUCAAGCUUCCUACACUAACUGGUCAUCGAACUUGGAAAAGAAAAUGAAGAGCUUAACUAUUGCAAGCUCUCUGAUCUCUACAUACAAUGCUUCAGACAAUCAGACACAACUGCAAGCUGCUCAAGAAAGUAGUUCAGGAGACACAAAUAAUGUGGUCAAUGCCGGCUGGACCGAUAUUUGGACUGAACUGCAGUAUCCUUCAGGCACGCCUAUCAAGGACAAUCUAACGGCGGUCACUGACAAGUUCAUUAACAUGGUGAGGUAUCGCGGAGAGGACGCUAAGAACCUCUCUGGUCACGGACUGACGACCCUGGCGGAAGGUCUGAGCCUGAUCCUCCUCAACCCCGCCACCACCAGCCCCGACUCCGUGAGAGCAGCCGUUGAGCUCAUAGAGAUGGCCACGGAGGCAUUGCGAAGCUUGUAUACCACGAAACCUUACCCAAUAAUCGAGAACCUCAAAGAAUCUGUUUCCGCAAUGACGGCGCUACUGGAUCGUCUCGUCGCUGCAAGCGUUCCGUCAUAUAACAUCACAGAUGGCAGUGGAAUCGUCUUUAACUCCUCAGACGUCAGUCAAGACGACAAGAUUUUUAUCCAAGAGAGAUUGAGUAUCGCCUCGGCCGUAAAGGAUCAGCAAAAGAUAGACCUAAUCAAGAACGUCUUGCCUAAGUUGGAGGAAACGCUACGCGCCAUGUACGACUCUCUUCUCGCCGGAAUGGUCGUGGAUCAAGUACCAGAAACGAUUGAAAGAGGUGGGAUAUCGUUAAUGGCCAGCAAGAUGACAGGCACGCCCUAAGCACCAGCACCAUCGUCGCAGACCCUAAAACGGUUCUUCUGGAAAUUAAAAGCGGCGACACAGCGAGCGACCCACACGCGGUGGUAGAUGUCAAGGCCACGGUGUACACCCAGAACCCGUAUGCCUGGUCAAGCGAUUCCUCUUCAUACAACAUCACGUCGCCGGUCGUGCGGUGGAUCUGCGAGACAGCAAAGGUACCCGAGCGCUGAGCACACUCAGCAUGAC